CUCACAGUGCCACACCAUGACAGUCAUAGCAACUUGUAACUGGUAUAUCCAGUUAUCACAUUAUGUUUGAAAUAGUCUACAGUUUUAUGAGGUAAUUAUACUAGUUGAUUGCUUGUUUUAGACAUGAUCUUUGAAGUUUGGGCAUAACCAUAAUCAUUAUAUGUCACAUAGGCCUACAGUAGCCUAGCUGAGUCUGUCUUUACAAUAGAAUGUGAACCAAAAGUUACAGCAGCUAAAUCGGCUAGCCUACGUUUGGAAUGGGAUUUUCUGGAGAUUUGGAGUGGACCACAGUUUUGUAAUGAACGUUUUUUUUGUUUGUGCGCGUGCCUCUAUAAAAAGCUACGUAGGUGACUGGAGGUAGUUAUUUGACAUUGCGUGGCGGAGACUGGAGCUGCUGUUGACGGUACAGACAGACUCAAAGCCCACCAGUGUCCUCUGACACACAGUGAUGAUACGUUUAUUAUUUUUACCAAGUGGAUUUUUCUGGUGUCUUGAGCGGCUGGUCGCCUAUAUUUAAUCCACUACAUUUAACAUUGCUGCGAAGAUGAAGUUCAAACCAGGCUACGGUCAGGUGCAAGCUGCAUUCCAUGGAGCCCUCUUCUUCUCCGUCUCAAACAUCGGUCAAUCCGAUGCACCACUUCCUUAUGUUGCGGCCCCAGUUGAUGGAUUCUGACAUGGACUAUGAGAGGCCAAACGUUGAGACUAUCAAGUGUGUGGUGGUAGGGGACAACGCUGUUGGGAAGACCCGCCUUAUCUGUGCCCGGGCCUGUAAUGCAACACUGACUCAGUACCAAUUGCUUGCUACGCAUGUACCCACUGUCUGGGCCAUAGACCAGUACAGAGUUUGCCAGGAAGUUCUGGAGCGAUCUAGGGAUGUGGUGGAUGAGGUCAGCGUGUCGUUGCGACUCUGGGACACGUUCGGGGACCAUCACAAGGACCGACGCUUUGCAUAUGGAAGGUCGGAUGUGGUGGUCCUGUGUUUCUCCAUCGCCAACCCCAACUCCCUGUACCAUGUGAAGACCAUGUGGUACCCUGAGAUCAAGCACUUCUGCCCCCGGGCUCCAGUCAUCUUGGUGGGCUGCCAGCUGGACCUGCGCUAUGCUGACCUGGAGGCAGUCAACAGGGCACGACGGCCACUAGCAAGACCGAUUAAAUCCAAUGAGAUUUUGCCUCCAGAGAAGGGCCAUGAGGUGGCCAAAGAGCUGGGAGUGCCAUACUACGAGACCAGUGUUGUGGCUCAGUUUGGAGUAAAGGACGUAUUUGAUAACGCCAUCCGAGCCGCCCUAAUCUCACGGCGCCACCUGCAGUUCUGGAAGUCUCACCUGCGCAAUGUGCAGCGGCCCCUCCUCCAGGCCCCCUUCCUGCCUCCCAAACCCCCCCCUCCCAUCAUCACUGUACCACCUCCCCCCACCACCACUGAGGAGCAUCCUGGCCGUCUUCUAGAGGACCCCCUGUGUUCCGAUGUCAUCCUGGUCUUACAGGAGAAGCAGAGAAUCUUCGCUCACAAGAUCUACUUGGCCACGUCCUCCUCCAAGUUCUAUGACCUCUUCAUCCUGGACACCCGACCUGAGGAGUCUGAGCGGCCCACGCGCGCCACCGCUCUGUCUGGCCGCGAGAUGCUGAUGCGUGCUGCAAGCUUCGAUGUGUGUGAGAGCACUGACGAGGGCGACAGGGCCAACCUGCGGGCCUGCACCAGUGAUGGAACCCUGAGAGACUCUGAGGGAGGCCGGAGGGGCAAACUGCUGUCUACCUUGAGCAGAGCUUUUGUCAGCAUCCAGGAGGAGCUGGUGGAUGACCCAGUGACCUACAACCCCAGGCCUAUGACCGUGGUGUACAUGGACCAGUCCAUGCAGCUGGGGCCCUUCCGUGCUGUGCUGCGAUACCUGUACACAGGCCAGCUGGACGAGCACGAGAAGGAGCUGAUGCACAUUGCACACAUUGCUGAGCUGCUGGAGGUCUUUGACCUGCGCAUGAUGGUGGCCAAUAUUCUUAACAACGAGGCCUUCAUGAACCAGGAAAUUACCAAAGCCUUCCAUGUACGACGAACCAACAGAAUCAAAGACUGCCUGGCCAAAGGCACCUUCUCUGAUGUAGCGUUCAAGCUGGAUGAUGGAACGAUCAUGGCCCAUAAGCCCCUGCUCAUCUCCAGCUGUGACUGGAUGGCAGCUAUGUUUGGGGGGCCCUUUGUGGAGAGCUGCACCAAAGAGGUGCUGUUUCCCAACACAACUCGCAGCUGUAUGAGGGCUGUGCUGGAGUACCUCUACACUGGGCGCUUCUGUUCCCGCACUGACCUGGAUGCCAUGGAGCUCAUUGUUCUCGCCAACCGUCUUUGCCUCCCACACCUGGUUGCACUUACAGAACUCUACACAGUGACAGUAUUGAUGGAGGCUGCUAUGAUGGGGGCUGAUAUUGAUGGAGAUGUGCUGGUGUACCUGGAGAUGGCUCAGUUCCACUGUGCCCAACAGCUAAGUGGCUGGUGCCUUCACCACAUCUGCACCAACUAUAAUAGUGUGUGUCGCAAGUUUCCUCGAGACAUGAAGGCCAAAUCUACAAACAACCAGGACUACUUUGAGAAGCACCGCUGGCCACCAGUGUGGUUCCUGAAGGAGGACGACCACUAUCAAAGGGCACGGAAGGAGCGGGACAAGGAGGACUUCCUGUACCAGAGGAGGCAGUGUAAACGCAAGUGGCUCUUCUGGAACCUUCCUUCUUCUCCCUCUGCCAACUCUUCCUCUUCUGGUUCCAAUGCUAUCAUCUGAUUGGCUCUCAGGGUACAGGCAAGGCCCACUGUGGGGAUGAUUUGGGAAAGUGGAGCAUCAGCACUGUUGGCCAGACACUAGGCCCCCUCAUUAAGGCCCUCCCGCCCUCCUUCAUUUCUCUUUUUGCAUCUGCAGCCAAGCUAUACUCUCCCGGGUUUGCAGGGUCAGCGAAAUCAAAUAAUGAAUGAAAUGAGCCUCUUUUGCUUUUUGUGUUAGCAUAUCUUGUCACAUUGCAGUGCAGAGACCAUGAAGCUAAAACCUUAAAGCUCAGUGACUUCCACCUUAUGAACAAUGCAAGGUAAAUGCAGGUGCAGGUGACUGCUCAAUAUGGUGUUGAUAUUCCUGCAUACACCACCAGGAGGAGAACUGAGGAAGUUAUGAGAGGGAUUUGCAUCAGGUUACAGAACUGUGAUCCUAAGCUCAUGAUAACCAUUGACUGACUUGAAUUGACAACCAAGUGCUUAUCAGCUGCAACAGACAAAUAGCAAAGACCAAUGACCAGCAAACCAACACAGAAAUCAAGUCUCAGUGAUACAACACUUUGCCCUUAAGUGUUUGUACAAUCUACCAAACCAGGAUGUGUACAGUACAAUUAUAACCACUCCUCAACCAGAAAUAUCAACAAAAUGCAUUACGUCUACAUUACGAUUAAUCUAUUAAUGUCAUGUAGGACAUCGUCUUAGACCAUCUUCCUAUUGGAAACCACUUUCUGUACAGAAUUAUGUUUUAAAUAGCGGAGGUUUGACUCCUUUACAGUUAUUGCAUAUUUGAAGGUUUGUAUACAACUUGCACAGCUGACGUUGAUAUGAGUGUAUACACGACCAGUGUUCUUGUGAUGCAGGGGUUAAAGUGCUCUGUCACUACGACGGGUUUCCGUCAUAUGGAUGACACAUGAGGUUUGAUAAAUGUAUAGUACAAGUCAAAAGUUUGGACACCUACUCAUUCCUGGGUUUUUCUUUAUGUUUACUAUUUUCUGCAUUGUAGAAUAAUAGUGAAGGCAUCAAAACUAUUAAAUAAUACAUAUGGAAUCAUGUAGUAACCAAAAAAAGUGUUAAACAAAUCAAAAUAUAUUUUAUAUUUGUCACGUGUGCUCCCUCUUCGGCCUCUAGGUCCCCAGGCUGCUCGUUAUGGCGCAUACCUGUCACCAGCAUUACGCGCAUAAUGACACUCACCUGGACUCCAUCACCUCCUUGAUUACCUACUCUAUAUAUGUCAAUCCCUUUGGUUUGUUCCCCAGUCGUCAUUGUUCCGGUUUCAUGUCGGUGCACUGUUCGUGUUUCUUGUUUUGUUAAUUUAUUAAUUCAAUGUAGUCACACCCUGAACUUGCUUCCCAACUCUCAGUGUACAUCGUUACAGAAUGACGACUCAACAAAGAGAAGCAUCAGGGAGUGUUUAUUUUGUUUUGGUAUUGGAGGUGAUGUCGGGUCCGGGAGGCCUCAGCCAGUUUGUCAGGUUCCCCUGCCUCAGCUGGCCUGACGGGUUUCCAUGCCUCAGCGUGCUCGAUAGGCUCCCAUGCCAAGACUGAGGCAAUAGGGGAGGUUUCAGCCGGCUCAUCAGGCUCUCACGUCUCAGCCGGUUCGUCAGGUUUCUGCGCCUCGACGGAGGCAACCGGCCACUCCAAAACCCCGGGAUUGUCCCUUUGGUUGGCGUCCUGUGGCUGAAACUGAACGCACCCGGGAGGGACUACUGUCACGUAUGCUCUCUCUCCGGCACUCUAGGACGUCAUGCUCCCGCGCCUCAGCCAGAUCGACAGGUUCCCGCGCCUUAGCAGAGGUGACUGAUCCGCUCCUGAUCCGCUGGAUCAUCAUCUUGGGCGGCGUCCUGCGGAUCGGGGAGGGGCUACUGUCCCGUGUGCUCCCUCUCCGGCCUCUAGGUCACCAGGCUGCUGGUUAUGGCGCACACCUUUCCCCAGCGUCAUGCGCAUAAUGACACUCACCUGUACUCCAUCACCUCCUUGAUUACCUGCUCUUAUAUAUGUCACUCCCUUUGGUUACUUCCCCAGUCAUCAUUGUUCCUGUUUCAUGUCGGUGCACUGUUCGUGUUUCUUGUUUUGUUCAUUUAUUAAUUAAAUGUAUUCACUCCCUGAACUUGCUUCCUGACUCAGCGUACAACGCUACAAUAUUUUACAUUCGUCAAAGUAGCCACCCUUUGCUUUGACAGCUUUGCACACUCUUGGCAUUCUCUCAACCAGCUUCACCUGGGAUGCUUUUCCAACAGUCUUGAAGGAGUUCCCACAUAUGUGGAGCACUUGUUGGCUGCUUUUUCUUCAGUCUGCGGUCCAACUCAUCUGAAACCAUCUCAACUGGGCUGAGGUCAGGUGAUUGUGAAGACCAGGUCAUCUGAUGCAGCAUUCCAUCACCCUCCUUGGCUAAAUAUCCCUUACACAGCCUGGAGGUGUGUUGGGUCAUUGUUCUGUUGAAAAACAAAUGAUAGUCCCACUAAGCACAAACCAGAUGGGAUUGUGUAUCGCUGCAGAAUGCUGUGGUAGCCAUGCAAGUUAAGUGUGCCUCGAAUUCUAAAUAAAUCACUGACAGUGUCACCAGCAAAGCACCCCCACAACAUUACACCUCCUCCUCCAUGCUUCAUGGUGGGAACCACACAUGCAGAUAUCAUCCAUUCACCUACUCUGCGUCUCACAAAGACACGGCAGUUGUGAUUUAAUGUCCGUUGCUCAUUAUUUUUGCCCCAAACAAGUCUCUUCUUCUUGUUGGUGUCUUUUAGUAGUGGUUUCUUUGCAGCAAUUCAACCAUGAAGGCCUGAUUCAGUCUCCUCUGAACAGUUGAUAUUAAGAUGUGUCUGUCACUUGAACUCUGAAGCAUUUAUUUGAGCUGCAAUUUCUGAGGCUGGUAACUCUAGUGAACUUAUCCUCUGCAGCAGAGCUAACUCUGGGUCUUCCUUUCCUGUAGCGGUCCUCAUGAGAGCCAGUUUCAUCAUAGCGCUUAAUGGUUUUUGCGACUGCACCUGAAGAAACUUUAAAAGUUAUUGAAAUGUUCGGCAUUUACUGACCUUCAUGUCUAUAAGUAAUGAUGGACUGGUGUUUCUCAUUGCUUAUUUGAGCUGUUCUUGCCAUGAUAUGGACUUUGUCCUAUUUGGUAAAAGACCAUCUUCUGUAUACCAACCCUACCUUGUCACAACACAACUGAUUGGCUCAAAUGCAUUAAGAAGGGGAAAAAAAUCCAUAAAUUAACUUUUAACAAGGCAAACCUCUUAUUUGAAAUGCAUUCCAGGUGACUACCUUAUGAAGCUGGUUGAAAGAAUGCCAAGUGUGCAAAGCUGUCAUCAAGGCAAAAGGUGGCUGCUUUGAAGAAUGUCAAAUAUAAAAUAUAUUUUGAUUUGUUUAGCUCUUUUUUUGUUUACUACAUGAUUCCAUAUGUGUUAUUUCAUAGUUUGUCUUCACUAUUAUUCUACAAUGUAGAAAAUAGUAAAAAUAAAGAACCUGGAAUGUGUAGGUGUUUCCAAACUUUUGACUGGUACUAUGUGUAUGCAUCUCAGCAAAAAAAGAAACGUACUGUCAACUGUGUUUAUUUAAAGCAAACUUAACAUGUGUAAAUAUUCGUAUGAACAUAAGAUUCUACAACUGAGACAUAAACUGAACAAAUUCCACAGACAUGUGACUAACAGAAAUUGAAUAAUGUGUUCCUGAACAAAGGGGGGGUCAAAAGUAACAGUCAGUAUCUGGUGUGGCCACCAGCUGCAUUAAGUACUGCAGUUUAUCUCCUCAUGGACUGCACCAGAUUUGCCAGUUCUUGCUGUGAGAUGUUACCCCACUCUUCCACCAAGGCACCUGCAAGUUCCCGGACAUUUCUGGGGGGAAUGGCCCAAGCCCUCACCCUCCGAUCCAACAGGUCCCAGACGUGCUCAAUGGGAUUGAGAUCCGGGCUCUUUGCUGGCAAUGGCAGAACACUGACAUUCCUGUCUUGCAGGAAAUCAUGCACAGAAUGAGCAGUAUAGCUGGUGACACUGUCAUGCUGGAGUCAUGUCAGGAUGAGCCUGCAGGAAGGGUACCACAUGAGGGAGGAUCUCUUCCCUGUAACGCACAGCGUUGAGAUUGCCUGCAAUGACAACAAGCUCAGUUUGAUGAUGCUGUGACACACCGCCCCAGACCAUGACAGACCUUCCACCUCCAAAUCGAUCCCGUUCCAGAGUACAGGCCUCGGUGUAACGCUCAUUCCUUCAACGAUAAAUGCGAAUCCGACUAUCACCCCUGAUGAGACAAAACCGCGACUCAUCAGUGAAGAGCUCUUUUUGACAGUCCUGGCUGGUCCAGCGACGGUGGGUUUGAUGUACCGAUCCUGUGCAGGUGUUACAUGUGGUCUGCCAUUGCGAGGACGAUCAGCUGUCCGUCCUGUCUCCCUGUAGCGCUGUCUUAAGCGUCUCACAGUACAGACAUAGCAAUUAAUUGUCCUGGUCACAUCUGCAGUCCUCAUGCCUCCUUGCAGCAUGCCUAAGGCACGUUCACGCAGAUGAGCAGAGACCCUGAGCAUCUUUCUUUUGAGGUUUUUCAGAGUCAGUAGAAAGGCUUCUUUGGUGUCCUAAGUUUUCAUAACUGUGACCUUAAUUGCCUACCGUCUGUAAGCUGUUAGUGUCUUAACGACCAUUCCACAGGUGGUGCAUGUUCAUUAAUUGUUUAUGGUUCAUUGAACAAGCAUGGGAAACAGUGUUUAAACCCUUUACAAUGAAGAUCUGUGAAGUUAUUUGGAUUUUUACGAAUUAUCUUUGAAAGACAGGGUCCUGAAAAAGGGGCGUUUUAUGUUUUUGCUGAGUUUGUAUGUGUAUAUACAGUUGAAGUCGGAAGUUUACAUAAACUGAGUUUAAAUGUAUUUGGCUAAAGUGUUUCACAAUUCCUGACAUUUAAUCCUAGUAAAAAUUCCCUGUCUUAGGUCAGUUAGGAUCACCAAUUUAUUUUAAGAAUGUGAAAUGUCAGAAUAAUAGUAGAGAGAAUGAUUUAUUUCAGAUUUUAUUUCUUUCAGCACAUUCCCAGUGGGUCAGAAGUUAACAUACACUCAAUUAGUAUUUGGUAGCAUUGCUUUUAAAUUGUUUAACUUGGGUCAAAUAUUUCGGGUAGCCUUCCACAAGCUUCCCACAAUAAGUUGGGUGAAUUUUGUCAGAUUCCUCCUGACAGAGCUGGUGUAUCACAAAGCACAAAGCCCUGACCUCAAUCCCAUAGAACAUUUGUGGGCAAAACUGAAAAGUUUGUGUGAGGAAGAAGGCCUACAAACCUGGCUCAGUUACACCAGCUCUAUCAAACCUGUUUGUUUUAUGGAUAGUUAUUUGUAAUUUUCACAUUUCUCCAAAUGCUUGUGCUGACCUCUGGUUACAUGUAUGGUAUGCAGGCAAAUUGCUUUGAGUCAAAAGAAGUGGCACUACAGCUUGGGAAUGAAAAUAUAACCUAGAGCACCCUCCCAGCUAAUAUACAGUAGGCUACUGGGAAGCAUUUCAUUGUGAAAUAAUACAAUAAAAUAAGUAUAGAUACUAGACAUUGCUUUUUGUAGGAUAUUGUUCUCCUCCAUGCAUUUAGAAAUUAUAAUCCCGUAUGAGACCCUCAAUGAGCUUUCCAGUCAUUUAAAUGCCAUGAAUCCACUUACAAAGCUAACAUUAUAUCUCAAAAUGUUGCUUAAAUGUUCAUUUAAUGCAAUUUGACUGCAUGUACAUGGCUGAUCCGUAUAAUCUGUAAUUUAAGGUAUAGAUAAUGGAAGUAUAGGUAGGAGCUCAAGCCAAUAGCUUUACAUUUUUAAGAUAAAGUUCAUACGUGAUUUUUUGCUAUAAUCUAUAAUUGAAAAGGGCAGGUUUGACAUAUGUAUCUAGUGAAAGGAUAAGUCACUUGGCAAACCAUCCCAGCUCAUAACCAUUUGAAUCAUCCUGUAUUGUACUGUACAUCAGAGUACGUAGGCUUGGUUGUGGUCAAUGUUCUGUUUUGUCAAAUAGUGAAAUGAUUCAUUGUGUUGUAAUUGUUGGACUGAAAAAUGGUUCAUCGUGUUGUAAUUGUUGAACGUCCUCUAUUUUUUUGACUGGUAAAUGUUGCAUCAAUUAACCACUGUCUCACUUUGAAAUAUUUUAUAAAUCAAAUGUUUUAUAGAAUGUACCCUAAGAUCAUUUGACGUUUUGAUUCGGGCCUAAUUCUUUCCAUUAGUUUAAUCCAUUCCACUUGACAAUUGACAUUUACAUGCUGUGGUUGAAAUGCAUUUGAGUUGAUUUCUCAAUGUACCCUCUUCUGCUGAUGCACUGCAUCCCAGAAGACACCUCAUGCCUUAAUGUAUAGUGUGUGUGAGACAUUGAAUGUAGAUAGUGUUACUGUGGUCUCUAGUUUGUGUGUACUAAAGAUGUCAACGUACCAUGGUACUGAAGGCUUUGUGUAUAUGUAAUUGUACAUAUCUGAGUAUGGAAUCAAUGUGUGUACACUUGAGAGAAUCGUGAGCUGUGCUUUUGUUAGUUUAGUUCGUGUUUAGGUUUAUUAUUUUCGUGCUCUGAAUGGAAUGUUUAGUAGUAAACAAUUUUUUCCCAUUCUAAGAUCACACCAAUAGAUUAACACAAUGACAAGCCCACUAGAAAACACACUCAUCGGUUGGAAAAUUCAGCACACCCCCAUCAAAUGAAUGCAGAGAAUACCAAUUCUAAUUUGUUUUCUGAUAAUGAACUCCACCGUGGAGAAAUACCAGUAUUAUCAUUUCAAUGGAUGGUAUUGGCUUAGUGUGGGCAUUAAAAGUUGGAUUAUAAAUCAAAAGCAUAGAUAAUGGCCAAUUCUUUUUAGACUGCCUGUUAUAAUAUGGCCGAGAAAAUAAAACAAGCUUUUAGCUGUACAUAUUUCAGCAUAGAUAAUAGCUGAUUUCGUGCAUUAUGCAGGACAUAGUGUCGUUAAAACCAUAAAUGCACACUUCGUUAUGUAGACUGAUAGCCUUCAAUUUUCACUGAAUUACAUUAUGGGGGUAUGACAUGUAGACCUACACAGCUCAUAUGCGUAGAUGAGUAGACAAUAUCAGGUGUUAAAAAUUGCGAUUAUAUUAUGACUAGAUUAAAAGAAAAGUUAUAACUCAGAACUUUUGAAACUCUUUUCCAUAGGUGCUAUAUUACUGCUGCAGAGAAGCACAAACCAAAGGGAGCUUGUAGCAGCACCAUGACAAGAAUCUGCUGCACAAUCACAAUUGCAUAGAUAUAAAGAAGCCUUGUAUUGAAAUGUUUUCUCCGUGUUAAUAGCCUGGUCUGACAUUUUCCCUAGUCAACAGGUAUUUCUUUUUGUUGUUCUGGAGAGUUACAGAUGUUUGUAUUGUUUGUUAAGAGCUGUAAAUCUGGAGUUCUGUAGCAUGUGUUCUUGAAAUGUGUAAAUAGUGUUAUAAUAAAUCUAAAGUAGCAGCCUGCA
Molecule: messenger RNA, 10113 nt
Organism: Salvelinus fontinalis (brook trout)
Lineage: Eukaryota; Metazoa; Chordata; Actinopteri; Salmoniformes; Salmonidae
Product: rho-related BTB domain-containing protein 2-like
Exons: 10
Coding region: 588-2759 (723 amino acids)
Biological process (GO): small GTPase-mediated signal transduction
Molecular function (GO): GTP binding; GTPase activity; protein binding
Source: RefSeq, a predicted model, not a curated record